AUGGACCGGAUCGGAAACCUGAUAGUGGGCCGUUCUCCCCGGUGGAGUGUCUCCUCUCGGAGGUUGGGAGCCAGGCCCGGAGGAGGGAGUUUGGGGGAUGAGCAUUUCCCACCUCAGCGGGCCCAGGUGCGGGGCUACCGGCGCGGGGGCAGUCACUGCGCCAGGCAGGGACUUAGUGGGAAGCGGGUUGAGGCUGAAGCUUUAAAAUCCAAAGGAUGCGAGGCUGACCGGGAGGAAGUGUUUGUUUUUCACAUUUUCCAAAUUAUACCUUUAUUUUUCUUUCAACAGGAAGGAGUCAAGACUGAGAACAACGAUCAUAUUAAUUUGAAGGUGGCGGGGCAGGAUGGUUCUGUGGUGCAGUUUAAGAUUAAGAGGCAUACACCACUUAGUAAACUAAUGAAAGCCUAUUGUGAACGACAGGGUUUGUCAAUGAGGCAGAUCAGAUUCCGAUUUGACGGGCAGCCAAUCAAUGAGACAGACACACCUGCACAGUUGGAAAUGGAGGAUGAAGAUACAAUUGAUGUGUUCCAGCAGCAGACAGGAGGGGUCUACUAAAUAGGGAACCUGCUACUUUACUCCAGAACUCUGUUCCUCCAGACCAAGAAGACAUUCUCAAUUAGAAAACUGCAAUUUGGUUUCAACACAUCUGACUACUACAGUAUAAUUUUCUCUAUUUUUUCAUUUUCCCCUUCCCCAUUCUUUUAUUGUACAUAAAGUAACCGAUAUAUGUGCACAAGCAUUUGUAAUUUUUUUUUUAACUAAAUGGCCAAUGGUAUGUUUUGAUCUACAUCAAAUGGAGAUGGGAUGGGGAAAAAAUACUGGUUCUGUGAAAACACCCCCUUUCUCCAUUAGUGGCAUGCUCAUCCAGCUCUUAUCUUUAUAUUUCAGUAAGUUAUUUUGCUCUCCCUGUUU
This is a messenger RNA of Myotis davidii, 912 nucleotides long. It is a transcript of the gene SUMO2, whose product is annotated as small ubiquitin-like modifier 2. Gene Ontology annotation, cellular component: nucleus. The coding region runs from base 1 to 555 and encodes 184 amino acids. Gene Ontology annotation, molecular function: ubiquitin-like protein ligase binding; protein tag activity. Gene Ontology annotation, biological process: protein sumoylation. The record is from RefSeq and is a predicted model, not a curated record. The transcript has 4 exons. Lineage: Eukaryota; Metazoa; Chordata; Mammalia; Chiroptera; Vespertilionidae.